This is a messenger RNA of Urocitellus parryii (Arctic ground squirrel), 3235 nucleotides long. RefSeq names its product solute carrier family 10 member 7 (gene Slc10a7). NCBI's taxonomy places the organism in Eukaryota, Metazoa, Chordata, Mammalia, Rodentia, Sciuridae. Gene Ontology annotation, cellular component: plasma membrane. The record is from RefSeq and is a predicted model, not a curated record.
ACUACUACUCCCAGCCCUCCUCCWAGCCGCCGGAGCAACCCUCUGGUCUUUAGUUUACAAGAGGCAAUUUGACUUGCUCUGCUGCAUGUCUGGAGGGAUCCAGGAAAGUGUGGAGACGCCCCGGGGAUUCAGGGAUCGCAGCUUGAAAAGAAAAAAAGCCAAACAAAUAAACAAAACCCACCCACCCUAACAAACAUGCGGCUGCUGGAGAGGGUGAGGAAAGAAUGGUUCAUGGUCGGGAUAGUGCUGGCCAUCGCCGGAGCCAAGCUGAAGCCGUCCGUGGGCGUGAACGGGGGACCACUGAAGCCAGAAAUAACCGUAUCCUACAUUGCUGUUGCAACAAUAUUCUUUAACAGCGGACUGUCAUUAAAAACGGAGGAGCUGACCAGUGCUUUGGUACAUAUAAAAUUGCACCUUUUUAUUCAGAUCUUUACACUUGUCUUCUUCCCAGCGGCAAUAUGGCUUUUUCUUCAGCUUUUAUCAAUCACAUCCAUCAAUGAAUGGCUCUUAAAAGGUUUGCAGACAGUAGGUUGCAUGCCUCCCCCUGUGUCUUCUGCAGUGAUUUUAACCAAGGCAGUUGGUGGAAAUGAGGCAGCUGCGAUAUUUAAUUCAGCCUUCGGAAGUUUUUUGGGCAUCGUUAUCACCCCCCUGUUACUGCUGCUGUUUCUUGGCUCGUCCUCUACUGUGCCUUUUACAUCGAUUUUUUCUCAGCUUUUUAUGACUGUUGUGGUUCCUCUCAUUAUUGGACAGAUUGUCCGACGAUACAUCAAGGAUUGGCUUGAAAGAAAGAAGCCUCCUUUUGGUGCCAUCAGCAGCAGUGUGCUCCUCAUGAUCAUCUACACCACAUUCUGUGACACGUUCUCAAACCCACACAUUGACCUGGAUAAGUUCAGCCUUGUUCUCAUACUGUUCAUAAUAGUCUCUAUUCAGCUGAGUUUCAUGCUCUUAACUUUCAUCUUUUCAACAAGGAAUAAUUCAGGUUUCACACCAGCAGACACAGUGGCUAUCAUUUUCUGUUCUACACACAAAUCCCUCACAUUAGGAAUUCCUAUGCUGAAGAUAGUGUUUGCCGGCCAUGAGCAUCUCUCAUUAAUAUCUGUACCCUUGCUCAUCUACCACCCGGCCCAGAUCCUUCUGGGAAGUGUGUUGGUGCCAACAAUAAAGUCCUGGAUGGUGUCAAGGCAGAAGGGAGUGAAGUUGACGAGGCCACCAGUGUAACAGGAGGCGCCUUCGUGCAGCGGUGUAAAUAUGUACAGGAUUGUACAUACAAACAAUUCUGAAGACUUGUACUUGUGAAUGUUGCUUCGAUGCAUAUUUUAUUUUUUUACAGAAAAAUAUGAUACACCUGUUCAAGUGCCUUAAAAUGUGUCCAACGAGAGCGUCAUCUCCAACACAUACUCGUUGGCUGCUGCCAGGGCUGGUGCAGUAUUUGAGUUAGUGUUUUUCCCUAAUCCGAAAGCAGUCAGUAAGGGAUGGAAAGCUAACCGGUUCUCCUGCGCCACCUUUUGUGCAGUACCACUCCGGAAAGUUACUGUAAUGCUGAAAUGAGGUCACACCGUCAGGAAAAUACCCUCUGAUGACAGUGAAAACUUCCAAAGUCUUACUCGCAUGUACUUUGAUUCACUGCGUGAUUCUUUUUUUCUACAACUGUGACAUGUCUCUUCCUUAUCAACUCAGCAGGGGUCAUGGAUCCAAUAGAUGCUGAAACGUAAGAUAGCUCUGCAUUCCUUGACAUCGUGUUUUUUUUAGACAUUCCUUCAAAUAGUUUCCACACAGAAAUUCUUCAGUCCCAUCAGAAGAGAUUGUGGUGUUAUAUCUUAAAUUUAUUAUAAGCUGCUUCAAAGAAAGGGCCUGAUGUUUGAGUUAUGUGUGAAGCACAUGAAGUUUUGAGGUAAACUACAGGAUUUCRAGGGUUUUAAUUAUAUUGUGAUAUGUUUUGCCUCUUUCUUCCAUAAUUUCUUUCUCACCUGUUUCUCUACAACUUGCACACUCCUAACAGCCAAAUGGGAGACACAAAAAUGUUACCAUCCRUUAGACAGCAGCAAAGAGAUUAUAUUCACAUUCCGCAACUAWGCCCAAAAUUCUUUUCCUGUUACACAGAUGUGCUGACCCCUUACCAGAUUGCCCCUUUUUGCUGAGAAGCAGCCUGUUACAUCCUUGGAUUAAGCACAUUUAYGGCAUUUGAGGCCAUUAGUUAGUGAGAAUUUCCUUCUCUGAUCUGACAGAUGUUUGCAACAUUUUUUAAGAAGUUAAUGAUUGCUCAUAUGAAUAAAUGAAAAUAUAAAGGUCAUGGAUGCAAACAAACGUUACAUGUACACACUCUAUCUAGCCAGAUGGAAAGAAAGACACAGGAAAUGCAAGACCAUUCAUUAACCAAAAUAUCAAGUGAAUUAUGCCCAUAAUUUAAUAAUGUAAUCGAGCAUCAGUUUUCAAAGGAAUAUCCAAUAUUUGCUUUUUUUAUGGGUGGAAGAAGUUGAACUGGACCCAAAUAGAGAAUAAAGCAAUAUAUUGAGUUAAGGGACCCUUUUUCUGUGGUUUCUACAUACCAUUUUGUCUCAUUUCUCUACAUGUCCCUUCUGGAUUUGACAAAUGACAUUAGCAUCCUGGGUCUCACUGAGACCAUGCUUAGCCCAGCAGCUGUGGGUAUAACCCAAAACAACAAAAUCAUUCCUUCUAAUCCUUCCCAGUUCCUCAGCAGUGUAAUUGUAUUAUUGUUACCACCAGGUCUCAUCUUUUGUUACUUCUGACUCAUUCAGAGGUCACUGAAGUUUUAAAGUUCUAAAGCUGGUGCCAGACCUGCAACAAUCCAUACUAAAUGCACUGUGGUGUACACUGUUAUCAAGAAUUACUGUCUAAAACACCAGUAAUUUUGCUUGAUAUUAUUGAUGCUUACCUAGGGAGCACAGAAAGGUUUUCCUGUUUUAUUCCUAUAAGCUUCUUGGAGUUUUAGAGUGAAUGGAAAUGUCUUGUCUGUCUUACUGUCUGAGCUAUCAUAAAAAUCUUUCUCCCCUUUUAUUUGAAUACUGAAUUUUUCCUUCAACCUACCUACCUCUAUUGUCUAACACCUAUAGUAGGUGUGAUUAUGGGAUAAAAUUCAACUGAAAAUGUUAUAACAUUUUAUCUUUAAAAAUGUGUUUUGUUUUCAAAUAAUCCUCUUUACAUUGUGAAUUUUGUGACUUUAGUGCUACAUUUAUGAAAAUUUCUGUUUUACACAAAUGCUGUAGCAUAUUUUUCC